This is a messenger RNA of Papaver somniferum (opium poppy), 528 nucleotides long. Its product is annotated as zinc finger BED domain-containing protein RICESLEEPER 1-like. The record is from RefSeq and is a predicted model, not a curated record. The transcript is spliced from 3 exons. Lineage: Eukaryota; Viridiplantae; Streptophyta; Magnoliopsida; Ranunculales; Papaveraceae. Gene Ontology annotation, molecular function: DNA binding. The coding region runs from base 1 to 528 and encodes 175 amino acids.
AUGGCAGAAAUAAUGUUUCGUAAGUAUAACGCAUAUUGGGGGGAUUAUGAAGAUAUGAACUCUGUUAUGUAUUUUGCUAAGUUGCUUGAUCCUCGGGAGAAAGAAUCUGGUUUGAAAUUUGAUCUGGAAUGUUUGUAUGAGCAAGAUGAUUUCAGGGUUACAACUGUUGUGAAGGCUGUGAAACAAGAUAUGGGAAGACUUUAUGAUGAGUACACCAGCAUGUAUUCAAAUGCCAAUGCAGAGGAAGGUACUGGGUCAACAGCUGCUGCUGGUGUUGAUGACAUGGUUGUUUCUGUGCAAGAAGAGAACAUUGAGGAUAUGCUUGAAUCAAGGAAGAAAAGGCGAAGAAUGAAUGUUCAUAGUACUCAUCCAAAGUCAGAACUUGAAAGGUAUUUGCUUGAUGACUGUGAAGCGUCUACCAGGGAGUUUGAUAUUCUGGCAUGGUGGCAGGCUAAUAGUACCAAGUACAAGUACCGGAAAGCGCAUUCUUACCCCAUGGAGAAGCUCGCUAUCUGCCAGGACAGUUGA